Messenger RNA from Cryptosporidium muris RN66, 1074 nucleotides. Its product is annotated as zinc finger, CCCH type domain-containing protein. Lineage: Eukaryota; Apicomplexa; Conoidasida; Eucoccidiorida; Cryptosporidiidae. Gene Ontology annotation, molecular function: metal ion binding. The record is from RefSeq and is a predicted model, not a curated record. The transcript has a single exon. The coding region runs from base 1 to 1074 and encodes 357 amino acids.
AUGGUAAAUGAUCGCAAUAACUGUAGAUCAGUCAUGCGAGAUAGUUCAAAAAGAAUAUAUUUUCCAGAAGUGGUAGUUCCAAACAAACAUACAUCAAAUAAUCCACUUUUAAGUGUGUGUAAGAAUAAUCCUGAUGACUUAAAAUUAAGUGAAACAACAAAUAAAGACUAUUCAAACCACUAUUUAAUGUCAAUUUAUGAACUCUAUGUAUUUAGAAUUGUAGUAUGUGAAGCUCAUCUUCAGGGUAAUUGUCAAGAUUCAGAUAGAUGCCCAUUUAGUCAUUGUUUGACAUGGCAAAGAAGAAAUCCAGAUGAUCAUUAUUAUUGUCCAAAACUAUGUCCUGAAAUAUCUUUUGUAAAAAAUAAUGAAAAGAUGAAUUUGAUACGCCGUUGUAAAAAGGGUAAACAUUGCACAUUUGCACACUCAAAAGAAGAGCAACUAUAUCAUCCACUAAUGUACAAAACAAAGGAAUGUUCACUAUACCCAAACUGUAACAGGUAUUACUGUCCAUUUUCACAUGGUUCUAAUGAAAUUAGGUCACCUGAAAAAGUACGUGAAUCAAUACAAGAAAUAAUGAGAAGCAAGUCUAGUGGAAUAUUUAGGAAUCCAAGAAAAAUAUUAUCUAAUAUGGACUUUAAAAAAAAAUAUAGAAUAACUUGUGUAGAAAAUGGAGAGUCAAAUAGACAUUUAUGUAUUCAAGAUAGCUAUGAAACUUUUCAAGGUCUAGAGACUACUUAUGAAAAAACAAUCAGUGAUUUAUCAUCUAAUGGAAAUAAAUCAAUUUCAUUCUCUGAACAUGAUUUGAAUCAUGAUACUGAAACCAACAAAGAAGUAACUCAAGAGAACAUAGUUAAACAAUGGUCUCAACCCUAUGAUUGGUUAGUCAAUACAAGCACUCGCAAUGUUCAUCCUAAUUUUGCAGGCAUAAUCCGGAAUAUAGAUGAUCUUUGUAAUUUAGAACUAGAAAGUGAAACAAAAUUAUGUAAUACUCAUGAUAUCAAUAAAAAUGAAAGUGAAUAUGACUUAAUGUGGCAAGAAAUAUCUAAUCGUGUUAAUAAUGGUGAUAGAAGAUAA